GAGAGAAUGGCUUUUGUGGUGUCGACUACGCAAGGCCGAUAUCGUUCAUGUUCUGAAUGGAAAAGAAGAAGAGUAACAGCGAACCACUAUUUAUUACAAGAUAAAGUGUAUAAGCCUACUUUUCAAGGCUCUCGUCUGUUAUGGCACCAACUUGGAUGCCCCACUUUUGCACUAUCCUUUUUUCAGAAAAAGGGAGGUGUACAUUCCUUCUGGCAGAGUGGGCUUUGGCAGAUGAAACCUUUUAUUACCUGUUGUGAUUCCAACUAUUUUUUUGACUAUGGAGAGCACAUCUCUGUUGAGUUGAAGCAGCUACAAGUGGUUUCCGGUGGUACCCACUGUUUAUUGGUAUUGUCAAGAACAGCAACAGACACUGUAGGACAAAGAUAUGACCAAUUGGCAAAGGAUUAUGAAGCCAGUCAGGAACCUUUUGUCGAACAUCUUGUUGAAAAGAGCCAUUCUGCUUUCAGUAAAGCUUCAGCUACAGGGUCUUCUUUUCCGAGAACUUCCCAUUCAUCUAGAGUAGUUCCAGUGUUCAUGUCUGUUGGUGAAAGUACGGAGUUGAUACAAACCAUUCAUCGACAGUCAGGACACAGUGUUAUUGGUCACCAUUGGUAUGGCUAUGGUUCCAAUGCUUUACUGAACUUUGCAAGACUAUUGUACUUUUUAAGAAAGGCGCUACAUAUGAUAGGGCUUGUUGAAAAUAUGGCAAAGAUUGGUCAGCCUAGAAAUAGUUUGAAACUCAUUCUGGCGCUGUUUAUGAGAAUUGUGAAUCAUACAAAGUAUCCUACUUUUCAAGCUUGUUUUUAUGAAUGGAUGGUCAAGGAUGUCGGGUUUGAAGUAGAGCAAGUAGUAUUGCACGGUGUGAAUUCAAAUGAUAUGAUAUCAGAUAUUCGGAAACAAGAGAAUACGAGUAGUGGUUCUCAGGUAUCAUCGUAUUCCAACUCGUUGAACCACGUCAACGGAGGAAGUUCAAAGAACAGCAAUAUUUAUGCAAGUUGUUGUCUUCCAGUAUCACGUCCAGACCAGUGGAUUCGAGCUCGUUUAUGUCUUUCGAAAGAUGGAAAACAAUUCUUUGUCAAUCUACCUCCCUGGGAUGCGUUAGGAUUAUCUUUCUUGGCAUCACUUCAAAUUCCCAUUUAUGUUCAUGCCUCUUUAUGGAUACGAGGUUCUACUAGCAAAGGUUAUAUUCCUUGCUAUGAUAGCCGAAUUGUAGUUGCACCUAUCAACAACAACAACAACAACAACAAUGAUAAAGAAAACACAACGCGUAGUUCCUCAUUGGAUGAAACCAUAAUGAAGAGUCAUUUGGAAGAAAGGAAAUGGAAUUCCACUCCAUCGAACACAUUCCCUCACAACAGUUUACCUUUUCGAGCACAAAGACACUCGAUACCAUUUCAUUCUCCAGAAAUACAUCAGAUCAUUCCAUUCAGGAGAUCCACUGAUCAGAAACCAAUGCGUUUUAUACCUUUUACUGACGAUGUUCGAUAUUCUCUCCGUGAGAUGCUUUUAGAGGGUCAAUUUAUGGAAGCGCAACAGUUGCUAUCUCAGCUACCAUCGUUGCAGUGGGAAUUGGAAAUAUUGGAUGCUAUAAGAAAGGAAGAUUAUCUUACGGCAAGUCGUUUACAAAGCAAAUUGAAAAUGAUAGUACAACUGGAGAAAAUCCUGUUGAGGAAAAAAGAAGGAGCUAGUCCUGAAGAAAAGAACAAGGAAAAAGAUUCAGAAGAGGACUGUGCGGAUGAAGAAGGCUCAAAGGAAGAAGAGAAAGAUUAGGUUUUCUGUUGUUCAUAUGUAAUAAAUGAAGAAUUUGGAAUUCAUUGAAAAAUGCAUUUGGCGCAAUUUUUCUGUUAUUGG
Molecule: messenger RNA, 1851 nt
Organism: Galdieria sulphuraria
Lineage: Eukaryota; Rhodophyta; Bangiophyceae; Galdieriales; Galdieriaceae
Exons: 1
Coding region: 7-1770 (587 amino acids)
Source: RefSeq, a predicted model, not a curated record